AUGGAAGAUUCUAGCAAUUGUGAUAUCGGUUGUGAAGAGGAGAGUGUAUUGAUGAUCCCAAAUCAGAAGACUACAGAGCUGAAAUGUGACCUUCAAGCUCUCAAUAUUGACUUGCCUUCUAGCUCUGAUGUUGAUGUUAGCUCUAUGGUUUCUAUGUCAUCAUGGGAUUCUGAACCCGAAAAGGAUAUCUCGCCCGAGGAAUCCCUUCAGGAUAGUAACCUCGAAGGAAACCAUUUUGUUGAGGUGGAGAACAUAGAUGAUGAUUUUUCGUGGGAGGUGGACAAUAGAAGUUACGAAGAGUUGCUCAAAAAGUUCAUGGAAAAGGAGGAAGAGCUGAGAGUUUCCAAUUUGAAGCUUCAACUUUCGGAGCAAGAUACUAUCAACUUGGCUGUUCAAGUUGAGAAUAGCGAGAUUCAGAUUAAUGAUGUGUGUGAAAAAUUAGAGCUGAAGGAGGUUCAAAUUUUAAAAAGUGAGAAUGAACUUGAUAGUUUGCGCGGAGAAUUGAAUCAGAAAAAUGAUCAGCUUGAUAAUGUGCGCAAAGAAUUGGAGUUGAAAGAGGAGGAGUUGAAUGAACAAAAGAAGCUUUCAGAAGAAGAGAUUUUCAAGUUGGAGAUUAAAAUUACAAAAAAUUUAAGCAAGAUUAGAAAUUUGACGGAACAAGUUGAUGUGGAUCAUAAGAAACUCAAGAUUUUAACUGAUGAAAACGAAAGUUUACGAAAGGAACUUGGUAUGAAGUCAUCUAUGACUAAUCAGUUGCAAUGUCAGAUUAAAGAGGAAAAGAGAAAAAGGGUUAUAUUAGAAAACUUGGUUAUAAUGAAUGAGGAAAAUAACAAUAACCACGAGGAGGAGUUGAGAAAAUUGAAUUUGAAACAGUUUGAUUUGCAGAUUGGGUUCUUUUCUCAUAGAAAAAAGAUGGAAGCUGAUAUUGCAAGUUUGUCAAAACAGAAAAAACAACUGACCUCUAAACUAGAGGAUUGUGAGUCUAGAAACAAGGAGUUAAAACAAAAACUUAUGCGAAAUGAAGCUGAAAAUUUGAAACAUUUUCAAGUUGAAAUCAGGUAUUUGAGAAGAAAACUCGAUGAGAGAGUGAUUGAUGUAGAAGAAGCCAAUGUCAAGAUUGAUAAGCUUAACGAUGAGAUAUGUUCCCGCGAUGGUGAAAUAUCAGAUAUGAAGAAAUAUAUGGAAGAGAUAAACACAUCACGAGAGGUGCUGGUGGUGGAAGAAAAUAAGUUGAAAUUGAGAGUAGAGGAACUUGAACAAGAGUUGAUUAAGCAGAAGAGUGUGAUCUUGAAUAUGGCUGACGAGAAGAAGGAGGCCAUUAGAGAACUCUGUAAUUCACUUGAGCACUAUAAGACUGGAUAUAAUGAAGUUUUGCAAGCAUAUGAAGUUUUAUAUGAAUCGUGGCGCACACGCUGUUUUAGCUUCCUAGUUUAA
Molecule: messenger RNA, 1434 nt
Organism: Lathyrus sativus (Indian pea)
Lineage: Eukaryota; Viridiplantae; Streptophyta; Magnoliopsida; Fabales; Fabaceae
Source: the annotation of a GenBank genome assembly